UCGUCCUUCCCGACCUGCUCGCGCUGCUGCUGACGAAGCUCCUGGCGGCCGUCGUCGGCCCGGGCCUGCUCUCCUUCGGCUCCGUCGAGCUGUCGUGCCGGCUCGAGCUCUUCGGGCGCGCCUCCGCGGACGCGCGCGCGCACGAGCGCGCCUGGGCGCCGCGGGUCUGGCUCCGCGCGUGCGUCAGCGACUUUGGCAUCUCCAAUCCGCCGGGCUUCGGCCACGGCCACUUCUUCUUCGUCGAGUCCGUGCACCUGCGCCUCGGCGCGUCCCUCGAGACGCUCUGGGCCGCGCGGCGCCUCUUCCGCGUCUGGAGCCCCUUUCCCAGCGCCCAGAACCUGCCGCUGCGCGGCGGCGGCGCGCUCGCGCCCGUCGCCGAUCCGCGGAGCGGGACGCGCCGCAACGAGCACAUGCUCGGCACGAUCUACGUCGACGAGUUCGAGGCGCGCGGCGCGGCCAUCGCCUUCGAGACCCACAAGGGCGAGUUCUCCGUGAACGCGGUGACGAGGCGCUUCGCCGAGGCCGAGAUGCGACGCAAGGCGACGUUGGCGCGGCUCCCGCGGAAGACGCCCGGCGCGGAGCCGCCGAACCGCCUCGACGUCGUCGUCGUGGCCGCGCGGGCGCUGACGGGCGGGGCGGGCACCUGCGACCCCGUCGUGACCGUGCGCUGCCGGGGCGAGACGCGGCGCACGUCGACGGUCAUGAAGAACGUCGACCCGCGCUGGGACGAGGAGCUCACGCCCAUCCGGCUCAAGGACCCGUCGACGGUGAUCCACGUCAUGGUCCACGACGAGGAGCUGUUCCUGCACGACAAGCUGCUCGGCCAGUGGAUCAUCACGGCCAAGUGGCUCGCGAUGGACCCGCGCGCGUGCCACGCCUACGACGUCGAGCGGGCCGGACCCGGCGUGCUCGAGGGCUGGUUCCCGCUGAGCGACGCCGCGUGGGAGCGGCGCGGCGCCGUCGGCUUCGUGAAGCUGAAGCUCAAGUGGAGCUACGACGACGCGGGGCCCUUCAAAGACUGGAACCCGCUCCUCUACACGGGCGCCGCGCCGAAGAAAAA
Messenger RNA from Aureococcus anophagefferens, 1060 nucleotides. RefSeq names its product expressed protein. The annotation marks the transcript as partial. NCBI's taxonomy places the organism in Eukaryota, Pelagophyceae, Pelagomonadales, Pelagomonadaceae. The record is from RefSeq and is a predicted model, not a curated record. The transcript has a single exon.